Messenger RNA from Fraxinus pennsylvanica, 1356 nucleotides. The record is from the annotation of a GenBank genome assembly. Lineage: Eukaryota; Viridiplantae; Streptophyta; Magnoliopsida; Lamiales; Oleaceae.
AUGGCGUCCCUGAACUGCUCAGCCGGCCAGCUAGCGCCCCUUUUCGGCACCAACACCACAAAUGCCACCGCCGCUGCAGAGUACAUUUGCAGUCAGUUCUCCGCCGUGUCCAACAAGUUCACUGACACCGCCUUCGCCGUAGACUCCACGUACCUCCUCUUCUCUGCAUAUCUCGUUUUCUCUAUGCAGCUCGGCUUCGCCAUGCUCUGCGCUGGCUCAGUCCGAGCCAAGAACACGAUGAAUAUAAUGCUCACCAACGUUCUCGACGCCGCAGCCGGAGGUUUAUUCUACUAUGUCUUCGGCUUCGCCUUUGCCUUCGGCUCACCCUCCAACGGCUUCAUUGGCAGCCACUUCUUCGGCCUCAAGGAAAUCCCAUCUUCACUGUUUGAUUACAGUUAUUUUCUUUACCAGUGGGCUUUUGCUAUAGCCGCCGCCGUUUCUCACUGGUUCUGGUCAUCAGAUGGUUGGGCCAGUGCAAACAAUACAGAAAAUCUGCUAUUUGGAUCCGGAGUCAUCGAUUUUGCCGGGUCAGGUGUUGUUCAUAUGGUUGGUGGGAUCGCUGGUUUUUAUGGUGCGAUGAUUGAAGGUCCAAGAAUCGGGCGGUUCGACCACACUGGUGCUGCCGUGGCUUUGCGCGGCCAUAAUGCGUCCCUGGUGGUUUUAGGGACUUUCCUUUUAUGGUUCGGAUGGUACGGCUUCAAUCCCGGAUCCUUUACCAAGAUUCUUAACCCAUAUACCAGUGGGAGUUACUACGGACAAUGGAGCGCCGUCGGACGCACUGCGGUCACCACCACCUUGGCCGGCUGCACAGCCGCAUUGACCACCCUUUUUGGUAAACGAAUUCUGUCCGGCCACUGGAACGUAACGGACGUUUGUAAUGGACUGUUAGGUGGUUUUGCAGCGAUCACCGCCGGAUGCUCGGUGGUGGAGCCGUGGUCGGCGGUGAUAUGCGGGUUCGUGGCGGCACUGGUGCUUAUAGGGUGUAACAAAGUGGCGGAGAAGAUAAAAUACGAUGACCCACUAGAGGCGGCGCAGCUGCAUGGGGGUUGUGGUGCUUGGGGUGUUAUUUUCACUGCAUUAUUUGCGACUGAGAAAUAUGUGAACGAGGUGUACCCGGGAAGACCGGGUAGGGCAUACGGGUUGUUCAUGGGCGGGGGUUGGAGACUUUUAGCCGCGAAUAUGGUCCAAAUUGCUGUAGUAAUCGGGUGGGUCAGUGUGACUAUGGGUCCUCUGUUCUUCGGUAUGAACAAACUCAAGCUUCUUCGGAUCUCUCAUGACGAUGAAUUGGCCGGUAUGGAUCUGACCCGACAUGGUGGAUUUGCAUACACUGAUGAUUCAUCGAAGCAGGGAAUUUAA